Brachypodium distachyon (stiff brome) is the source of this 2905-nucleotide messenger RNA. RefSeq names its product mitogen-activated protein kinase kinase kinase 5. Bases 163 to 2442 code for a protein of 759 amino acids. Gene Ontology annotation, molecular function: ATP binding; protein kinase activity. The record is from RefSeq and is a predicted model, not a curated record. The transcript has 11 exons. Gene Ontology annotation, biological process: protein phosphorylation. NCBI's taxonomy places the organism in Eukaryota, Viridiplantae, Streptophyta, Magnoliopsida, Poales, Poaceae.
AGCAAACCAACUCCCGAGAAGCCGAGCGGGGAAAGAGAAAACAAAGCCCAAAUGGCGGAGCGGAGGUCGUCGUCUCCACCGAUCCCCUCCCUUCCUCCACGGCGCCAUUACCACUGUGAUCACUAGGGUUUCGUGCUCCACCAUAAGCCCCUACCCUUCCCGAUGCCCUGGUGGAAGCGCUCCGCCUACCACCACACAACCUCCGCCUCCACGCCCGCGUCCCCCGCCCGCGCCUCCACCUCCCGCAUCCCGCGCCGCUAUGGCGGCGACCUCGGCGGCGGGGGCUCGGACCCUCAGCCCCGGCUUACCAGGCAGCGGCGGCUGCGCCACGUCGACGACAUCGAGGUCGGGGGCGUAUCCGCGCUCUCCCUGGACGACUCGCCCGCCGCGGCGUCUUCUUCUUCCUACCCCGCCAGGAGGGACACGGUCUGGCUCGGGCUUGCUACCGCGAGCUCCACGCCGAUCUCGAGGUCUCCCAGUAACAUGGAGGUGACGCCGCCGAGGUCUUCGUCGACGCCCAUGCUGCUGCCCCAUCCUCUGCCGCUGCCCCACGAGGAUGACUCGCCGUGCCGCGCGUCUGGGAGGCCGCUCCCCUCGCCGAGGCUGAUCGACGGGAUUUGGGACGGUUCGACUGAGGCCAUGGGGGUUGCGGCGGUGAAUGGAAGUGAGAGGUCGUCGACCUUUCCAAGGUUUAUGCCCCACACGGCGCAAAAGAUUCCCGAGCACAACGACGUACGGUCAACUGGCACAAAUGGGGCCACCUGUGGUCAACGGAGAAAGGCAUUUAAAGAGAAAUUCCAGGAUAGCUCAGCUGAAACUUUGAACUUCAGGUUGAAUAUUCCUGCUAAAAGUGCUCCGAGCAGUGGGUUUUCGAGUCCCGUACAGAGUCCUCGAAGAUUAAUUAAUGUAGACUUCUCAUCUACUGCAAUCUCCAUCCAAGGUAGCAAUGUAUUAUCAGCACAGCCAGCCUGGUCUUCAGAUCUAUUCGGAUCUUCACCGCCUUGUACCUCACCCGAAAAAUUCGUGUGUGGCCAGGAGCGAUCUCCUCGCUCCAGUCCAUUGAGAAGUCCUGUUCUUAGAUCAAGGUACCCAAGUGCACCUCCCUCGCCAAUGCAUCCGAACUUGUUCUCAGAUAACCAUGCUUCUCGUCCUGAGGGCAAUGGGAGUGUCAAUUAUCAUCCAUUACCUCUCCCUCCCCCUUCUGUGAGCCCAAAACAAACAAAUUUUAGUCACCAGUCAGUACCGAAAAUUGAGAUGCCCUCGAUGACUGGUCAAUGGCAAAAAAGGAAGCUCAUUGGCAGUGGCACAUAUGGAUGUGUAUACGAAGCCACCAAUAGGCAUACUGGAGCUCUUUGUGCCAUGAAAGAGGUCAACAUAAUUCCCGACGAUGCUAAAUCAGUCGAGUCUAUGAAGCAAUUGGACCAGGAAAUAAAAUUUCUGAGCCAAUUUAAGCAUGAAAAUAUAGUGCAGUAUUACGGCAGUGAAACUAUUGAUGAUCGAUUCUACAUAUAUCUAGAAUAUGUUCAUCCCGGUUCAAUUAAUAAGUACAUUAAUCAACAUUGUGGUGCAAUGACAGAAUCUGUCGUCCGCAACUUCACUCGCCAUAUCCUUAAGGGUCUUGCUUUCCUACAUAGCCAAAAAAUUAUGCAUAGGGAUAUUAAAGGGGCAAAUUUGCUUGUUGAUGUCAAUGGUGUAGUCAAAUUGGCUGACUUUGGGAUGGCUAAGCAUUUGAGUACUGCAGCUCCAAAUCUUUCUUUGAAGGGAACACCAUACUGGAUGGCCCCUGAGGUUGUUCAGGCUACACUUGUCAAAGAUGUAGGUUAUGAUCUUGCUGUUGAUAUCUGGAGCCUUGGUUGCACAAUUAUUGAGAUGUUCACUGGCAAGCCUCCUUGGAGUGGUCUUGAAGGGCCUGCUGCAAUGUUUAAGGUGUUGAAUAAAGACCCAUCAGUUCCCGAUAAUUUAUCCCCAGAAGGGAAGGAUUUUCUGAGAGGCUGCUUCAAGAGAAACCCGUCUGAGAGACCUACAGCAAGCAAGCUGCUGGAACAUCCAUUCGUCCAAAAUUCAAAUCACUUCAGCCAGCACACUUCUAUACAUUCCCCUGCAGGAAUGAAAUCCCCAGAUGGUGGACACUGUGCAAGUGAUAAGAAGUCCUGGAAGACCGAAUCUUGCAUGAGAGGGAAACAUACAAAUACUAUUGGUGAAACAAGCAGCUCUAGAUGUUCUGGGUCAUUGGCUCAUCGUUUGACAGCCCCACCCAACUUGGAAACUCAUACUACACCGAACAGUAUUUAUAGCUUAUCCCCUCCGCCAACCAGUUACAAGUCAAGUCCUGGUUCUGCAGCUCAUAAUACACCGAACAGUAUGCAUUUUUCAAUUGCAUACCCUCAGCCUAGUCCAUUGCCAAAGCCUAAUGGAAAGGAAGCAAAUAUGUUUUCAUAUUGAAGAUGGUGUGCCAUUUAGGUGAGCAAACACACGCGACAUCUGUCCCCAAAACCACAUAAAGAAACAUGGUCGGAGAUUGCUUCUCACUUAUCAGCCUGUUAGAUGCGUCUACCGUUGAUGUAAAGGAUACCCCACGGUAUGAUCAAGCGGAAUACAAGGGGAGCUCUGUGAAGCCUGUAAUGUUAUUUUGUGGGGGAAACAUGUCGUUUCCUUUGUAGCAUAUUGUUUAGGAUCAGUGUAGGUAAAGCUAAUGUCCUGAUUGUUGCCAACACAUAGGACACUAGGUUGUAGCUGUAGCUUGUGUGUUGUUCAUGUUGUUGUGACCAUGCCUCGAUGUAAUCAUUGUUGAUGAUUUUUAUCCGGGUCAAGUAAUAAUACACGUGAAUUGCAAAGGGAUUGAGAUGUACACAAUGGAAGCACCGUGAGUUCAAAAUUGAAAUACAUGCAUUGUUUUAUGGUGCCA